UUCACAUGGUUUACGAUAUGAUUUUAUUGUCAAGACGGUAGGUUUUGUCGAAAAAAUGUAUAUAACAAAUUGAAACACUUUGUACAAAAUAUGCCGUUCGCAUCGCAAAGUGAAUAGGCGAGCCCUGUAUCUUUGAUCGCUGAUUUUUGGUCUGGCUGCUCAUGGAGAAGGGGUAAGAGUUCAUGCGUGAUGCGAUUAGAAGAGGGGAGAGGUUGACGAAGCCAAUCGGCUUCGUUCUAUUCACUGUGUGAUUGUUGAUCGAAAUCUCUUCUCCGCCAAUAACCGUUGCAAUACAAUUUUACCAGCUUUAAAUUAGUACAUACUGUUUUUAAAGUUUUGGUGAUUUUCUUUGAGAAAGCCAGAAGAUGUCCGAUUCGAAACGUUCUCGUGAUACUGGAAAUUUUUACCGAAAGGCUAGAAAAUAUGAGCAAUAUAUAAUGGCACCACAGCAUCAAGACGCUGCAGAACCAGCUCCAGGCCCAUCCCGUGCUUCAUUUGAGACUCCAGUCCCAAGUGUUACCGCUGAGAUGGAAAGUUAUGUGCAGGAGGAUAAUGUUGCCCCGGAUUUUUCUAAUGUGGAAAAUGAGGAACCAAUUGUUCGUGAUUAUCUUUUCGACGACGAUGACGAUGAUGAUGCAGAAGAUGUUCGACCGAUAGAAGGAAUGUCGAUCACAGAUGGCAUCCGUUACUGGGCGUUAUCCACAAAUGCCUCGUACCGCUCGAUCAAUAUGGUACUUAAACUUUUUCAACAAGCUCACGUUAAAGUUCCAUCAACCGCUAAGACGUUGCUGAAAACGGAUCGCAGUAGCUCGACGCAGAUAGCGGAAAUUGGCGGUGGACACUUUUGGUAUCGCGGGAUAAAACGAUGCCUACAAAACUAUUUUCGUACUGAGAAAUCACCUGCCACCCAGCUAUCCCUAACCAUAUCGAUCGAUGGUCUGCCUUUACAUACAAAUAGCAGCAUGCAGUUCUGGCCAAUCUUGUUUUCUAUUCAUGAGCUGCCCCAAGCACCGGUUAUGACUGCUGGCAUCUUCUGUGGAACGACAAAACCCGAAUCUGCAGAAGAAUAUCUUCGUCCAAUGGUGGUCGAAAUGAAUGAUUUGAUGCAGCGUGGCAUAAUCGUUCAUGGAUGUCAUGUCGCCAUAAGACUGCGCGCAAUCGUAGCAGACACUCCUGCGAGGGCAUUCAUCAAAGGAGUCAAGGGACACACCGGAUACGACAGCUGCUUGAAAUGUACCGUCGUCGGCAAAUACAGUCAGGCAGGACGUACAAUGACAUUUCCUGGUACAAACGCUCCGCAACGAACGGAUAAGUGUUUUAGGGACAAUGCAUACCCUGGACAUCGCAAGACGGAAACGCCGUUGGUGGAUUUGCGGUUCUUCAACAUCAUCAAGGACAUACCAACAGGAGAUCGACUACACUGUGUGGAUCAAGGUGUCGGCAAGCACUAUAUUUUAGGCUUUCGGGAUGGAACGUUGAGAAAGCAACGCUGGACGACAAAACAAUGUGUUCAAAUAUCAAACCAUAUUGAACAGAUUAAGUUGCCGACAGAAAUUCAUCGCAAAAUACGUCCUAUCAAGCAGGCACAUUUUUGGAAAGCGUCGGAGAGCGCGUCUUUUCUUCAUUAUGCUGGGUUCGUAGUGCUGAAACCCCAUCUUACUGAUUGUGAGUACAGACAUUACUUACUGCUGUUUUGUGCUGUGACAUUGCUGUCCUCUUCAGUUUAUAAGGAGAAGUGGCGUUUUGCUGGCCAAUUAUUAAACAAAUUCGUUGAGGACUUUGCAAGUGUGUAUGGUGAACAACAUAUAAGCAGUAAUGUGCACAUAUUGCAACAUUUGUAUGAGGAGGUGGAGCGAUUUGGACCUUUAGCAUCCUUUUCCACCUACCCAUUUGAAAAUCAGUUGAAAUGUUUAAAAAAAUUAUUACGUAGUGGAUGGAAGGAGCUAGAACAGGCAAUCAACCGACUUAUGGAAUAUGAGGAGUAUUAUAUAGGAAACCCUUACACAGCAUCAAAGCCCUCUAUUUCCAAACGAGGGAAUAUAAUAACAUUUAACCUCCAGAAAGAUUGUGUGCUUCAAAAUAACGAGAAGAAUUGUUGGUAUAUGAGCAAGGAUAACAGUAUAUACCAAUUUCAAACAGUUAAUGGCCAAAUGGAAGAUGGCAAUGUGCGCAUUUGCGGGCGUAGGUUGAAUGAAAAAAACUUGGCUUUUGAUUAUCCUUGUGAGUCAAGUAUUUUAAACGCUUACAAAGGAUCCAUUAAAAAUUUAGAUAAGUCGUUUGUGUAUAUAUGCCCGGGGCAAGUUAAAUGUAAAUUAGUUGCUAUACCAAGCAUUCGCGAUGAAAUUAUUUUUAUUCCUCUGCUGCAUACACUUGUGGAAUAAAUUCAGUAAAAAACAAUGUAAAGGAAGUUAUAACUGUUCGUUAUUUAGUACACUUAUUUAGCUGGAAAAAGAAGGUAAUUGAACCUUAAAAAAUAUGCGAAUAUGACAAAGUAUUGUUGUUCAGCGAAUACCAGAUAAUCGAAGCGGACUAACGAAAUGUAAAAUGCAGUAUCAAGAGGGAUUAAUAAAUUUAAUCAGGUUGUACAUCCAAA
This is a messenger RNA of Anopheles stephensi (Asian malaria mosquito), 2593 nucleotides long. RefSeq lists its product as uncharacterized. The transcript has 4 exons. The record is from RefSeq and is a predicted model, not a curated record. Lineage: Eukaryota; Metazoa; Arthropoda; Insecta; Diptera; Culicidae. Bases 366 to 2381 code for a protein of 671 amino acids.